This is a messenger RNA of Sardina pilchardus (European sardine), 2555 nucleotides long. RefSeq lists its product as uncharacterized. NCBI's taxonomy places the organism in Eukaryota, Metazoa, Chordata, Actinopteri, Clupeiformes, Clupeidae. Gene Ontology annotation, molecular function: peroxiredoxin activity. Bases 58 to 816 code for a protein of 252 amino acids. The record is from RefSeq and is a predicted model, not a curated record. The transcript is spliced from 5 exons.
AUUAUCUAUUUUCUAUCUCCAAGCAGUGUCGGGCAAGCAAUAGUCGGUCACAUUGUAAUGGCGUGUUGUCGUAACCUGAAGUUAUUUCGUCCUGCUAAAAUUGCCUUGUCCUCCAUUCAGGUAGACAAUGUAUAUCGAAGGACACCAGGUAUUCUCCUGAGGUACUGCAGCUCCUCCAGUAAUAAUGAGAACGUUAGUCGUUACCCGGUUCCCUACAAGAAAGAUCUGCCUUAUGACAUAGUGGAACUUAUGGAGGAGGUGGAAACAAAGGGUGGAUUCCUUCCCAAUGUGUUCAAGGCACUGUCUCAUAGACCAGAUGAAUUCCGUGCAUUCUUUGCCUACUAUAAUGUCCUGAUGAACAAAGAAACAGGGAAUUUGUCAAAGGCAGACCGCGAGCUGAUUGUUGUCGCCACCAGUGCCAAGAAUCACUGCCUGUACUGUGUCAUUUCCCAUAGUGCACUGCAUCGCAUCUAUUCCAAGAAACCUUCUCUAGCAGAUCAGGUGGCAGUGAACUAUGGCACCGCCGACUUGAGUCCUCGUGAACGCGCCAUGCUGGACUUCGCUCUGACCGUGUGCCGCAGCGAAAACGUGACGGAGCAGCACUUCCGGGCGCUGGAGGAGCACGGCCUGGACCGCGAGGACGCCUGGGACAUCGCCGCCAUCGCCGCCUUCUUCGCCAUGUCCAACCGGCUGGCCCACCUCACGGACAUGCGCCCCAACGCCGAGUUCUACAACUUGGGCAGGCUGCCACGGGACAAGGCGGGCAAGGGUGGCAAGGAGGGCAAGGGAGAGAAGACGAAGGAUGGCAGUGCAUGAUGGGGAUGAUGAGUUUGUCGGCAAUUCCACUGCUGAUUCUCAUCCUCUGUUGUUUCCAGGGUGCCUGUCCAGUAUGUACUGUAUGCUCUUCAUCACCCUUUUCAUAAUAAUACAUUAAUGUUACUGCUCUAAGAUCAGAAAAUACUUUUCUGUUAUUGGCCGGGUUUCCCAGAUUCGUUAAGAAGCUCUGAAGUGUUAAGAACUUCUUUGGAGCGUUCUUACCACUUAAGAGCUUCAUAACGAAUCUGGAAAACCCGGCCAUUAUCUGUCCUCUUAGAGCUUUUGCAGUGCUGUUCCUUAAUACUUGAUAUCCAGUCGAAAUACUGGAAUGGAGAAUAAGGUCUGGUGUUCUUUCCGGGGGACAUCUGCAAUAUGCCAUACAAGAUUAAACAUCUGCGUAAUUGCAGGGGAUUGCCUUUGUGGGAGCGUUAAUGUGACCAUUCUGAAGUGAUUUCCUGUUCGUCCUGAGAUUUGACCUGAUGGCCAUUAAAGCCCCUGCACUCAUUCUGUCAUUUACAAAUGGAUGUAGCCCGUGCCAAUGAGUUGCAUGAACACUGAAUGUCAAGUAUUCUCCCGCAAAGUCACACUGAGGGUAAACUGUACAUGAUAUCAACAUGAGCAAACUUGCUGUACACUUAUGAAAGUGCUUUGAGCUUCAAGCACAUAACUGGCAGAUUGUGUACUGGGAUCGAGAGACUUAACAGAUUAUCUGUUGAGAUUCAAGUUCAGUGUGUAAAAUUGCUGUUGAAAACCAAGUCAUGACUAGCGCAAAAAUUCUGUUUGGCAACAGCAAAGUGAUAGAAUGCUGCGUUUUGUGCGUUCAAUGAAAUAUGCUUGAUACUGUGAUUUGAGUUUCUAUGCAAGUAGAACUACUUCCUUGUCAGCAUCUGAUGCCAUAAGCAGCUGUAUCUAUUCUAACAUUUCCACAGCAGCAGUUCACAUGCAAGCAAAUGGCUACAGCUUUAAGUGGUCGUGUGUAGAUGCCCACAUGAUAACAGUAACAGUCACAAGCACUAUUGAGCAUCACGGCAGAGAUUAGAUAUUGUGAGGUGGCUGGCCUUAAUAAACAAAUAGGCCAACCACAUCUGGGAUAUAGAAUCUUUGCUUAUACAGUAUACCAACCACAACUGGGAUACAGAAUCUUUGCCUAUUAUACCACCCACAGAAUCUUUGCUUUAUACUAUGUUUCUAUACAUUUGCAUAUUGUUUUGUAUAGGUGUUUGUGUAAUUCUAUGGAGCUGCAAAGCCAUACUCAUUUGAUUAUUCACAGCAAUAUACACGCUAGAAUUGAGCUAUUUUUCUGCAUUUUGCCAUGAGAUCAAUUAUGACUUUUCCACCUGUGACCCUGCCAAAGGUCGGUCUGAGGUAAAGUAACAGGCUGGUAGAAAAUGGCUUAUUUAUAUCAGAUGGAUUUAAAGGUUUAUAUUUAUGAGGGAUAUUAUGCACAAAGGCAGCCAGUGAAUUAGCAAACUCGUCUCAAGGCAGACCCAAGAGAAUUCUGGAUGUUUCUAAUCUGAAACCCCAUUAAGACACUGAAUAUGUAUGACCAUACAUGGCUAAUGGUAAUGUGCUGUUACACCACCAGGGGGAGAUAGAGCUCAACACUUGUAACUGUUUCGUCUUUGAAGUAGGUACUGAUUUGUAUUCUGUGUAAAAACCCUUAUUGAUUUUUCAGUGGCAUUUGUGUAAAAACUAUUUCAACAACUCUGAAUUAAAUAAAACUAUAUGGUUUUCAAAUA